Molecule: messenger RNA, 923 nt
Organism: Macroventuria anomochaeta
Lineage: Eukaryota; Fungi; Ascomycota; Dothideomycetes; Pleosporales; Didymellaceae
Exons: 2
Coding region: 89-661 (190 amino acids)
Source: RefSeq, a predicted model, not a curated record
AGCUGGCCCAUGCCAGAGCAGCCAAUGAGAGCGCCCAAAGCCUCAAUUUCCUGGAUACGCUAAUGCAGGAUGAGUUGUUCAAUUGUAGAUGGCAUGGUUGCUCGCUGGUCCCACUGCCAGCGAAGCUGCUGAAAUAAUACUAUUACUCUUGGUCGUGCCCUUUCUGCUCUCUUUGUCCUCUCUGUGUGCAUCUUUGCUGUCUUAUCAAUGUGCUUCUCGUUUGUUUUGCGCGCGUCAAGCUGGGUUUUGCGACUCCCUGCGAACACGGAUACCCUGGUCAAGGGCCGACUGCGAUUGCUGUGCGACCGCGACACGAGAGGAACGAUUUCGUCAGCUCUCCACGAUACCGGACCUUGGAUCUGUGUACAUCACGACACUCCUUGUAUGCACGCGAUUGCAACAGUAUGAGCGAGGACUGCCAUCGAGGACUCCAUUUCGACACGAGGUCACGAGCACGCGCAAGUCACGAUUCGCAAGGGGCAUGCACCCACUGUCAUGCGGAAUGCAAGCCAAUGCUGGACAUCCCAUAGAAGGCACUCUGAAAGAUACAACAACUAUUCCGCUACAUAUUCGAACCAGAUCUGGACCGAACCAUCCGUCUCUUUAUCACGCCCGCUAUAUUGUCGCUCGAACCGAAACAAAUGAAAAUGCUACAUGCUGAAUCAGAUGUACUGGCGACCGUCCGUCGUCCCAAGAGAACCGACAUCCGCCGCAGAAAAGACAAGAAAAAGACAACAUAUGCUGAAGCUUGGAAAAACGAUAUGGCCAUCGCUGGCCUGCAGUAUGACCUGCUUGUCUUGUCUUCCGUCACGUCGUAAGAAUCAUUAAGCAUGUCGUAAGAAGCUGACGGCCGUAAUCUCGUCUCACCUCCCGGUGCGAGACUUCUUUGAGGCUCAACGCAUCGAUGAGCUCAUCAACCGAGA